AUGGUUUCUUGCAAGAACGGGCAGCAGGCGUCAAAGCGGUUGCUACCCUCUCGACGUGGUAUGAAGGCAUCUCCGCCGCCGAUACAGCGCUCGGCCUCUUGGGCGUCAGCCCCUGCGAACCCCAUGGAGAUGAAGAGUACACGGUAUGCCCGCAAGCAAGCAAACUGCGAACACGCCAAGCCCUACAAUGGCGACUCAACACUGCCACUCUACAUGAUCUCAGACGUGCCCAUGUACCUACGCGACAACGGCUACAUCCUUCGCGGGUAUCGCGCCUACUAUACUGGCAAGCAGUGUGUCACAAGCGUUCUCCGCAUGCACAACGAGACAAUCAAUAUUUGGACACAUCUUCUCGGGGUCCUUGUGUUUCUGGGGAUGGUAGUGCAGCUGUUUACCCAGCACAUCAUUCCAGAGUAUCUUGCAGGUAACGUGUUCCACCGGGAGAACCGCACGGCAAAGCCGGUCCAUGUUAGUGGCGCGCGUACCCGUUUGCCCUUUAUCAUCUUUGGCGCUUUCUCGUUUAGUUGCGUCAUGUGCAUGCUGUGCAGUGCGUGUUUUCACACAUUUCUGUGCCACAUGAGCGAGGAGUUCUACCAUCGCAUGCACGCGCUUGACUACUACGCCAUCACCCUCCUCGUCGUCGGCUCCUUUCUGCCCUUCUGCUUCUACGCCAUGCACUGUGCCCCAGCGUGGCGGAACGCGUACUUGU
Molecule: messenger RNA, 709 nt
Organism: Leishmania braziliensis MHOM/BR/75/M2904
Lineage: Eukaryota; Euglenozoa; Kinetoplastea; Trypanosomatida; Trypanosomatidae
Exons: 1
Cellular component (GO): membrane
Molecular function (GO): signaling receptor activity
Source: RefSeq, a predicted model, not a curated record